Molecule: messenger RNA, 1485 nt
Organism: Pseudomassariella vexata
Lineage: Eukaryota; Fungi; Ascomycota; Sordariomycetes; Amphisphaeriales; Pseudomassariaceae
Exons: 2
Coding region: 1-1485 (494 amino acids)
Source: RefSeq, a predicted model, not a curated record
AUGCUCAAAAACCUGACAGCCCCCAAGAGGGUGCAACCUCCACGGAUAGACACCGAUGAGGUCAUUCCUAUGUUCUACUUUGACGAGUAUUGGCGAUGGAUCAUCAUGAGCAAGACGAUAAGGUUCAACGACGUGCUAGAUGUCGACAAGCUACACUCUACCCUAUCCCACCUCUGCACGAUGGGAGAGUGGAGAAAGCUUGGAGGUCGCCUCCGCAAGAACAGCGCCGGGCAUUACGAAAUCCACGUACCAAGAGAGUUCACAUCCAAGAGACCGGCUGUUGGUUUCUCAAAAGUGUCCUUCGAUACAUCUAUCGAGGAUCACCCAGUUGCCUCUAAAAUGCCCAAUCACCCCACCCUGGCCGACAAGCCCUCAAUUCAGUGUGGGCCCGAGGAACUUAAAGGGCUCAACCAAUACGAUGGUUCCCCGAGGAGUAUCGACGAUUUCUUGUAUUCGGACAGACCUCAACUGCAUCUUCAUACUGUGUCUUUCGGCGACGCUACUCUGGUGACUUACACCUGGUCCCACAGCCUUAUGGAUGCUUGCGGAAUGCAAGCGCUUUACGAAGCCUGGUCUCUGGUCCUAGGUGGAAAAGAAAGCCAAGUUAAACCUCUCGCAGGCUACAAGGACGCUAUGGCCGACUUUGGUCUCGUCCAGCCGCCCAAGCCAUGGCUUUUUGAAUCCAUCGUCAUGGGAAUGUUUAGCAUGAUCUUCUUCGGACUCCGCUGGAUCAUCUCGAACCUCGGAAAAGCGAAACCUGAGACCAAAGCCAUCUUCAUUCCCGCAAGAAUGGUUCAGAAGCUGCGAACCGAAGGAUUGAACCAAGUACCGGACGUGGAUGAAAAGGGCAACAAGAUGUUCCUCAGUGAAGGAGAUAUACUUCUUGCCUGGAUAACGCGGACUGUCUGUCUGGACGAGCCGUUGGGUGCGCACAGAGAUGUUAUCAUCGGGAAUGCACUGGACUUACGCACCCGUCUCCCGAACGUGUUCUCACCAGAGAAAUCAUAUGUCCAGAACGCCAUAUUCAUGAUUUAUACCGUCGAAAAACUCAAGAAAGUUGUUCAAGGCACCGUAGGAUCCCUGGCCCUGCACAUCCGCAAGCUCAUCGUCGAGCAAGUUAAGGAGGACCAACUCGAGGCUGAGGCACGUCUCACGAGAGUAGCCAAGGAGAAGUUCAAUACCAUUAUACUGGUAGGCUCCGCGAAUAGUGUGCUUGUCAUGUGCUCCAACUGGACCAAGGCCAAAUUCUUUGAAGCAUUAGAUUUCGGUCCGGCUGUUCUGAAACAGGGUCAGCCGGACGAAACAAGGGUCAAUGGGUUGGGGAAGCCUGCGUACUUCUAUUGGAAUAUGCUGAAUGAUCAGCCGUUGGGCAUGAAGAAUGUGAUUAAUAUCAUGGGAAAGGAUGCUGAGGGAAAUUACUGGGUGUUAGCGGUGCUGGGCCAGAAGCAGUGGCAGAAUAUGGAGGUGGAGCUGGCGAGACGAUAA